GGUCUGCGGCCGCGGUGGAGUCUCCGCCGCUCACGCUGUCCGCCGCGGCUUCAGCGGCGGCGCCGUUCUCCGGCCGCGCGGCUCCCCGACGCACAGUUCGGGCGGCUCCCGGCGCGGCGCGGCUGCCCAGGCGUUCGGGUCCCCGUGGCCCCGCGGCUCCCGCCCCCGGCUGCAGGACGCGCAGGUGGGCCGGCGGCCGCUGGGAGAUAGGCCCCCCGGGGGCAGCAGUGGACCAUGGCGCGGAGACCUGGCGUGCCCGCUGCCUACGGGGAGGAGUUCUCCUUCGUCAGCCCGCUGGUGAAAUACCUGCUCUUCUUCUUCAACAUGCUCUUCUGGGUAAUUUCCAUGGUCAUGGUGGCUGUGGGUGUCUAUGCCAGGCUGAUGAAGCACGCAGAAGCAGCCUUGGCUUGUCUGGCGGUGGACCCUGCUAUCCUGCUGAUCGUGGUGGGCGUUCUCAUGUUCCUUCUCACCUUCUGCGGCUGUAUCGGAUCCCUUCGGGAGAACAUCUGCCUUCUGCAGACUUUCUCCCUCUGCCUCACCAUCGUGUUCCUGCUGCAGCUGGCUGCUGGCAUCCUGGGCUUCGUUUUCUCAGACAAGGCUCGGGGGAAAGUGAGUGAGAUCAUCAACAAUGCUAUCGUGCAUUACCGAGAUGAUCUGGAUCUGCAGAACCUCAUCGACUUUGGCCAGAAGAAGGAGUAGAACCCAGAGCUGUGAACACCAUGGACAAAUACUCUACAACACUGAGCUACACCCAUAACCCAGAAUUUACCAUUUUACUUAUUAAAAAGAUUUACAUUGCUCUCUUGCUUUCCUGCCCGUGCUCCCUUCCCUUUCCUCCUCCCUUCCCAUUCCCUUCUCCCAUCUCUCUCCACAUGCUCAUUGCCCACCUCUACCCCUCUCCUUCUUUCCCCUCUCCCUCUCCUCCUCUCUACACCUCUUCCUCUUUCCCUGUCUACACCCCCCCACCUUUCUUUUAACUCCCUUCCCCCUGCCCUGAAUAAACUCUAUUCCAUACUUUAAAAAAACCUCUACUAGGUGGAUGUGUUGACACACUUGUAAUCCUCCCCAGUUGGGAGUCUAUGACAGAGAGAGUUCCAGGCCUGCCUGAGUUAUCCCGUCAGUUCAAGGACAGCCAGAGUAACUACUGAGACGCUGGGGUUAUAGCGCAGUGGUGAGCACCUGCCUAGUAUGUGAGGCCCCAGGUUCAGUCCCCAGCAUAGAAGGAGAAAAUCGUAUGUAUGUAGUCGUAAGCAGCAUCUGUUAGCAGAGCGUUUCCAUCUUUGUCCAUAUGGCAGUGCACACUGUCCCUUCUGUUUGACAGACAGAGUUGUAAAGAUUAGGAGUUCAAGGCCAGACUCGGCUUCAUAUUGAGUUUCAAGCCAGCUGGUUAUAAGAACCCCCAUCUCAACAACAAAACAAGACAAAAACUCUUCAGGAUAGAGAAACAGCUCAGUGGGUGAAAAUGCUUUUUAUAAAACCCUGACAGAGCACCUGAGCUUGAUUCCAGAAAGCCACUGUGAAAGAGGAGAACUAACUCCCAAAAGUUGUCAUCUGGCCUUUACAUAUACACUAUGGCGUGUGUGUGUGUGUGUGCGUGUGUGCGUGUGCGUACACGCACGUGCGUGUGUGCAUGCGAUGCUCGCAUGCAUACACAACACAUACACACAAAUAAUAAGAAAAACAAAACCUUUCCAUCUUUACUUGCUGAACUGUGCCCAUUAAACACUUUCCAUUUCCCUCUUGUGGAGGCCACCACCAUUCAAAUGUCUGUGACUAUAACAGCAUGUGAAUGGAAUUAUACAUAUGUGUACAUAUGUGAGUACUUCCACUUGGCAUGUCAUAAGGUUUCGUCCAUGUUUUAUGUGGCGUGUGUUAGAAUUUCCUUUUUAAAGGCUAAGUAAUACUCCAUGUGACUGCCUCGUUCUGUUUAUCCAGUGGUGGACACUUCUGUUACUUUCACUUUUGGUGGUUCUAGGCUAUGCUGCCAUGAAUCAAAGGCAUCUUUGACACCAGUGCUGCAUUUCUGUUCCUCUGGCACAGCAGCCCUCGGCUUUGGGAUCCGUAGAGUAACUGUGGACCUGAUAUUGAAGGUUUUCUUCUUGUGGUUUUUUUUUUUUUUUUUUUUUUUGGUUCUUUUUUUCGGAGCUGGGGACUGAACCCAGGGCCUUGCGCUUCCUAGGUAAGCGCUCUACCACUGAGCUAAAUCCCCAGCCCCCUUGGUUUUUUUUUUUUUUCUUACAUCAAGGUUUUUGGUUUGGAUUUUUUUUUUUUUUCUUGGUAGCGCUGGAGUGAAUCCAGAGGUCAAAAAAAUUUUUUUUCUUUUCUUUUUUUUCAGAGCUGGGGACCGAACCCAGGGCCUUGCGGUUGCUAGGCAAGCGCUCUACCACUGAGCUAAAUCCCCAACCCCGAGGUCAAACAUUUUUAGCAUAUGCUCCAUCACUGAGCAACCCUGGUCCAAGCCAGUAAUCUUGAAUAUCUCCUUUUCUAGACUGUUUUAUAGGGCUAUAAAUCCAGAACCUUCUCCCAAGAGGUUAAAUCUGAAUAAUAUGUACCUCCCUCUUUCUCCCCCCCUCUCCCUCCCUCCCUCCCCCUCCCCCUACUCUCUCUGUGUGCACCAGUGGGAGAAUCAAGCACUAAGUCAGUUAUAAUAAGAUAGAUAAGGUAUUAGGAGGACUUCUUUAGUGAAAGUGACUGAGAAGCUCGAGCUCCUAAAUGUGCUUACAGUACUUGAGGUUACAAUGGAAGCCUGCCUUAGGCUUGGUGAGGGCCUGGCCACCUCAGUGUUGGGGGCUCAAUGGUUC
This is a messenger RNA of Rattus norvegicus (Norway rat), 2801 nucleotides long. RefSeq names its product tetraspanin 33 (gene Tspan33). Gene Ontology annotation, biological process: pore complex assembly; protein localization to plasma membrane; protein maturation. Gene Ontology annotation, cellular component: plasma membrane; tetraspanin-enriched microdomain; adherens junction. The record is from RefSeq and is a predicted model, not a curated record. Gene Ontology annotation, molecular function: enzyme binding. Lineage: Eukaryota; Metazoa; Chordata; Mammalia; Rodentia; Muridae.